AUGAUCCCAACACGGAGUCUGGCUGCCCAGGGCGGCUUCUUCAAGCGAAGCGCCGAAGAAUUCAGCCGCCUCUCAAAGAUAGCUUGGAACACCGAAGCCCUUCAUACCCCGACCAAGCCCUACGUCCUCUUGAACUUUGAAGAUGCAUCCGAAGUCGAGGGCUGCAAGACGAUGGCCGACCGUGUAGUCGGCGGAUUCAGCACGGCGAGCUUGGACUUUGAACCUGCGGAGCCUGCGUCGAAUACCCCUGCACAUGCGCGCUUCCAUGGAAGUAUCUCCACCAAGCUCCCGGCGAACUGGCGCGUUGAAAGGACUGGAUACGCCGCAUUCCGCAACCGAGAUCGCGGCUUUUGGCUCUUCGGUCGUCUUUUCUGGGACGUUGAUCCCUACGCUUACCUAGCCCUCCGCAUCAAGUCCGACGGUCGUCGGUAUACCGUGAAUAUCCAGACGGACUCCAUCGUGGAAACAGAUAUCCACCAACACAGACUGUACACCCGCCACCACCGCGUCCACGGCCAAACACCAAUGCAACAAGCCCUGCGCUCCAGAUCCUCCGAAAACGCCGAUGUCGAGGAAACGCUGUAUCCACAGGGUAUCCCCGAUGCUCUAUCCGACUUCCCGCCCGAAUCAACCAUCAUCUCCUCUUCUUCUAGCGUCACAACUGCCGGUACGACGGGCUGGGAGACUGUCAUGUUGCCAUUUAACUCGUUUGUCCGGACGAAUCACGGAUACGUGAUGGAGCCGCAGACGUGUCUGCUUCGCUCGCGGGUGAAGAGUAUUGGAAUUGGUUUGACGGAUCGUAUUGAGGGACCGUUUGAUCUGCGCAUUCAUAAGGUCUGGGCGACGAAUGGGAUGGGUGAGGCUGAUAUUGAGGAGGAGAGGAGGAUUUGUGGUGCGGAUGCGUUGCCUAUUGAUGAGGGUGUGAGGUCUGGGUGGACGGGUAAGAAGGUGCCCACGGAGGAGGUUCGGCAGAAGAGCUCUUCGACGAAAGAAAAGGGGUUGAAGGGGUUGAAGUCGGAAUGGGAUGAGUAA
Molecule: messenger RNA, 1032 nt
Organism: Penicillium subrubescens
Lineage: Eukaryota; Fungi; Ascomycota; Eurotiomycetes; Eurotiales; Aspergillaceae
Product: CIA30 family protein
Exons: 3
Coding region: 1-1032 (343 amino acids)
Biological process (GO): mitochondrial electron transport, NADH to ubiquinone; mitochondrial respiratory chain complex I assembly
Cellular component (GO): mitochondrion
Source: RefSeq, a predicted model, not a curated record